Messenger RNA from Drosophila innubila, 1438 nucleotides. It is a transcript of the gene Tango9, whose product is annotated as solute carrier family 35 member F6. The transcript has 5 exons. Gene Ontology annotation, biological process: pyrimidine nucleotide-sugar transmembrane transport. The record is from RefSeq and is a predicted model, not a curated record. Bases 137 to 1282 code for a protein of 381 amino acids. Gene Ontology annotation, cellular component: Golgi membrane; intracellular membrane-bounded organelle. NCBI's taxonomy places the organism in Eukaryota, Metazoa, Arthropoda, Insecta, Diptera, Drosophilidae. Gene Ontology annotation, molecular function: pyrimidine nucleotide-sugar transmembrane transporter activity.
CGCAAAGCUUUUAAUGGUCUGGCAGGCUUUGGCAAGCUAAAAUGUACAAUUAAAUUUCCAGUUAAUUAUCACGAAAAUAUUAUUAUCCAGCUAACCGUUGUUUGAAAUCCAGCAUUCUCAGAUUAAAUGCAUUAAAAUGGACCACCGUGUAUUUAUAACACUGCUGUUCGUGUUGAGCGGCACCCUGAAUGUUUUAUUAAUCAAAUGGGUGAGCAAUCAAAAUGUGGAGGGCAGUGAUGGAAAGCCGCAUCGUUUUCAACAUCCCGUCGUCUUGACCAUGCUCAUGUUCCUGGGCGAAUUUUUAUGUUUUGGAGUUUACAAAGUGGUGAACGCACUGAUGUCUCGACGUGGAUUAAGCGCAGAACAAGAUCAUAUUUUGACACGCGGCAGCAAUGAGUUCCAUCCCCUCAGCAUGUUGCUGCCAUCGUUUCUACGUACGAUUGCAUCCAUUUUGCUGUUUACCGGCUUGUUUUUAACCUAUGCGACCAGCUUUCAAAUGAUAAGAGGCGUUGCACUGAUCUUUGUGGGUCUGUUUAGCACCAUGUAUUUGAACCAUACAUUGAGCUCCCGUCAUUGGCUGGCCAUUUUUACCAUGACAUGCGGCAUCAUUGACAUAUUGGCUUUGGAUGUACAACGCGUGGAUUACGAUUAUGUAACGUUGCCACAUACAGAUCACAACACGAUCCUUACAGGUGACCUAUUGAUCAUAUUUGCCGAAGUUCUUCACGCCUUUCUGUACGUGUACGAGGAGAAGCAUAUGAAGGCCUCGGACUUGGUGCCUAUUCAGGCGGCUGGUUGGCAAGGCAUCUUUGGCAUUGUCAUCACUGCAGUGGCCGCCAUUUGCUUUAACUUUGUGCCAAUCCUUGCACCAUUUAAUGAGAGCUCACGUGGUGUCUUUGAUGAUUGGACCGAUCUUCUUCCGCAGUUACGUGGGAACACCAUGUUAAUCCUGGCACUUGUCGGCUUCACAUGCUCCUGUGCCAUUCACAACUGUGUGGGCAUGACCAUUUCCAAGUUCUCCUCAAGCGGCAAUCGUCUGCUCGCUGAUGGAAUACGUGUCUACUUCAUCUGGGCAUUUGUUAUCUUUGCCGAAUGGGAAAUUUUGAAUUUAAUAACUAUUUUAGGAUUUUUCAUACUGCAAACGGGUAUCAUUUUGUACAGACAGGCUAUAUUUGUGGAAUGGUAUCGAUCAACCCUCGCUCGUUGGCAGCGUAUUCGUUAUAUGGACAUGAAUGCAGAUGCUGCACCCACGCCCAGCAGUCAGCCCGCAGAUGUUAUCUAAAGUGAAGUAAGGAAAUUGUCGACGAAGUUUGUAUAGAUUGUGAUAUGGGAGGAGGGCUGCUAUAGACCUAUCCAGUUUUGGGAUGGAUCUCUAAAAUAUACCUAUCAAUUUAAAUUAGCUUACAAAUAAAUACUGUCAAAAGUUUAUUAUCACGAA